This is a messenger RNA of Anopheles moucheti, 777 nucleotides long. RefSeq lists its product as uncharacterized. The transcript has 2 exons. The coding region runs from base 31 to 747 and encodes 238 amino acids. Gene Ontology annotation, molecular function: N-acetyltransferase activity. NCBI's taxonomy places the organism in Eukaryota, Metazoa, Arthropoda, Insecta, Diptera, Culicidae. The record is from RefSeq and is a predicted model, not a curated record.
AAUACAAUCAUCAACACGCUUGGAAGUAAUAUGGCUUUGACGAUUGCAUCGAGUGACAUCGAAAUUGUGCGCUACGAAGAUCGUUACAAACAUCAGUCUUUGGAGGUAUUGCGUACGUCGUUCUUCCUACACGAAUCGGUAUGCAUUGGAUCGGAAGUGAACACUACCCCACAAGCACAGCGUGACCUUGAGCUGCUCUGUACGGAAGUUGCCAACCGUGGAGUAACGAUGAUCGCACGACACACUCCCACUGACACGAUUCUGGGUGUAGCCUUCAACGUACUGCAGACCAAGAACCAACGGGAGUACAUCGGAUACUUUGAACGUUUCCGUGACAGCAAAUGCACUACGGAUAGUUCGCGCUCGGUACUCGAUUACAUGAUCGCGAUGGACGCAAAAGUUAAUCUGUUCGAAAUGUACAAUGUGAACUGUGUGCUGGACAUCAUGUAUCUGGCAACGCUCCCGAACUAUGCAGGACACGGCAUUGCUACAAGGCUGGUGGAAGAAUCGAUUCAGUUGGCAAAAGAUUUGAAAACUGGGAAAAUCGUACUGAACUCAAACAUCCCGAAUCCACAGCUCGUAUCAGCACUGUUUUCGUCGAGAAUCUCGCAACGGGUAGGGGAAAAGAUUGGCUUCCAAUUUAUUAAGGAAGUGCCUCAUUCUGAGUUUAUCUUUCGUGGUAAAACAUUUGCUGAUAGAGUUGGACCGUUACACCCAUCAUCUCAAAUAGCUGUUAAGUUGAUUUAAUAAAUACUUUGUGCGCAUGCUACACAAGUA